AUGGCGAAGAUCCUUCAGAAGAAGAAGGUCAAUAUAGCGUGUGUCCAAGAGACUCGGUGGGUAGGAUCGAGGGCGAGGAAUGCGGACGAGUAUAAGUUGUGGUACUCUGAAGUCCUAAAGGGUAAGAAUAGUGUACGCAUCUUGGUGGAUAGGGAACUUAGAGAGUCUGUGGUAGAGGUUAGGCGGGUGAAUGAUAGGUUAAUGUCUAUUAAGUUGGUGGUUGGAGAGUGCACCCUAAAUGUCAUUAGUGUGUAUGCAGCGCGACUAUGGCGAGGUGCAUGGGGCUUCGAUUUUGGGGAUAGAAACGCAGGAGGUACUUUGCUGUUGGAUUUCGCAAAGGCAUUUGAGCUAGUGAUUGCUAACUCUAGUUUUCCAAAGAGGGAAGAGCAUUUGGUUACUUUCCAGAGUACGGUGGUGAAGACUAAGAUUGACUAUAUUCUCCUUAGGAGGUGCGACAGAGGGUUGUGUAAGGAUUGCAAGGUUAUCCUGGGUGAGACCCUUGCGAUGCAGCAUAGGCUCUUGGUAUUGGACGUCGGUAUUUUGAUGAAGAGGAAGAAGAGGACUACACAAGGUCGACCGAGGAUCAGGUGGGAACCCUUGACUAAGGAUAAAGCUUAG
Messenger RNA from Nicotiana tabacum (common tobacco), 618 nucleotides. The record is from RefSeq and is a predicted model, not a curated record. Lineage: Eukaryota; Viridiplantae; Streptophyta; Magnoliopsida; Solanales; Solanaceae.